Molecule: messenger RNA, 186 nt
Organism: Saprolegnia parasitica CBS 223.65
Lineage: Eukaryota; Oomycota; Saprolegniomycetes; Saprolegniales; Saprolegniaceae
Exons: 1
Source: RefSeq, a predicted model, not a curated record
AUGACGAGCUCGACUAGCACGACGACGACGACGGCCCAGCCCAUGGCCUGGAACGUCUCGAUCCACCCGCUCAACCAGCUCCUCCACAGCGCCGACCUCGCCAUCGUGGCCGCCCAGCUGGCCUCGACGCACUACGACAGCGGCGUCGACAUUGGCACCUUGCCGUUCGACGAGUGGGCGAGCUAC